Molecule: messenger RNA, 612 nt
Organism: Homarus americanus (American lobster)
Lineage: Eukaryota; Metazoa; Arthropoda; Malacostraca; Decapoda; Nephropidae
Exons: 6
Coding region: 1-612 (203 amino acids)
Source: RefSeq, a predicted model, not a curated record
AUGGCUGCCAGUGUUGCUAAGAAGCGGAGGUACAAUGCUGAAUACAUUAACUACGGAUUUACACCAAUCCUCGCUGAUGGCAUCGAGAAACCUCAGUCAAAGAAGAAGAAGAAGGCCCACACGAUUGGUGAAACUUUAAUUAAGCCGUGUGCUUUAAAGAUGGUCAAGCGGGUUCUUGGAGAGGCAAGUGAACGUAAGAUUCAGCAGAUUUCCUUGUCAGACGACACGGUAAAGCGGAGAAUUAGUGAAAUGUCAGAUGAUAUCAUGGAACAAGUGAAACAGGAGAUUAAAUCGUCUCCAACUGAACCUCUGUUAGAGGCAUGGAUUCAGAGCACGAAACCCUCCUCUUUUACUCCAAAGUGCGAUGGCUUUCCACGGGUCUGCACCCAGUGUGUCCUGCAGCACUCAGUGUGCCCUGCAGCAUCCAGUGUGCCCUGCAGCACCCAGUGUGUCCUGCAGCACCCAGUGUGUCCUGCAGCACCAAGUGUGUCCUGCAGCGUCCAGUGUGCCCUGCAGCACCCAGUGUGUCCUGCAGCACCUAUUGUGUCCUGCAGCACCCAGUGUGUCCUGCAGCACCAACCCACAGAAGGGCAUAACCCCGCUUACAAGUAG